Dimorphilus gyrociliatus is the source of this 2043-nucleotide messenger RNA. Lineage: Eukaryota; Metazoa; Annelida; Polychaeta; Dinophilidae. The record is from the annotation of a GenBank genome assembly.
AGACUGGUUUGUGUCGUUAAAAUAAAACAUAAGAAGUAAGCUUCAAUCAGUCGUAGUGAGUUUAGAAUGAGAAUUUAUUACUUGUAUUUACAUAAAUUGCAAUUUAUCUUUUUGCAAAUUUACCUAUUUUUUAAUUAAAUCGCUAAAUACAGGCACUAUUUUUAAAAUUCCUCAACAGUAAUCAAUAAUUUUAAGACAUUCAUGAACGAUAAUUUGUUAAAUUGCAAUUUUUAGACCAUGUGGUUUUUUAGUGAGGCCUAUUUUUUUGUAACUCAAAAAUUCUAAUUUAUUCAUUAAUUGUCAGGAUGCUCUUCGCGCAAUAAAUCAGUUUUACGUCGGCAAAAUAUGAAGUAUGUUCUUGUAACGGGAGGUGUCAUUAGUGGCAUAGGGAAGGGUGUAAUUUCUUCUUCAAUUGGAACUCUACUAAAAACUCAUGGAGUUAAAGUUACUUCAAUAAAAAUAGACCCUUACAUAAAUAUUGAUGCUGGAACAUUCUCUCCCUAUGAACACGGAGAAGUAUUCGUUUUGGACGACGGAGGAGAAGUUGAUCUUGAUCUUGGAAAUUACGAGAGAUUCUUAGACAUAACACUACAUAGAGACAAUAAUAUAACAACAGGCAAAAUUUAUGAGUAUGUAAUUAAAAAGGAAAGAAAAGGGGAUUACCUUGGAAAAACUGUUCAAGUAGUACCACACGUGACAGAUGCAAUCCAAGAAUGGAUAGAGCGUGUUGCAAAAAUUCCUGUCGAUGUUAAUGACCCUUCUGAACCUCAAGCUUGCCUUAUCGAAUUAGGUGGAACUAUAGGCGAUAUAGAGGGUAUGCCUUUUAUUGAAGCUCUUAGACAAUUUCAAAGGCGAGUUGGCAAAGAAAAUUUCUGUGUAGUUCAUGUCAGUUUAGUACCAGAACCAAAAGCGACGGGGGAACAAAAAACGAAACCCACACAAACAAGUGUAAGACAACUGAGAAGUUUGGGUCUUACUCCUGAUUUAAUAAUUGCUAGGUGCGGAGGACCUAUAAAUGAUUCUACAAAAUGUAAAAUAUCAUCAUUCUGUGAUAUAGAAGAUGAUUGUGUCAUUGGUUUACCCGACGUGUCAUCAGUGUACAAAGUUCCUCCGUUGAUGGAAGACUCAAAUCUUGUUGAAUAUUUUGCGAAAAGAUUGAAUUUACCUUUAAAGCGUAACAGACGUGCCUUGUUACGCUGGCGAGGACUUGGUAGUAAUCAGGAAAGAGCAUUGGAAGAAGUAUGUAUAGCUCUUGUGGGAAAAUAUACCAAAUUAGAAGAUUCCUAUGCAAGUGUGAUAAAAUCUUUGAGGCAUUCUGCCAUGAAAAUCAAUAGAAAACUCAAAAUUCAUUAUAUAGAGGCUGACAAGUUAGAGAGCCAAGAAAAUGAUCCUGUUAAAUAUCACGAAGCUUGGCAACAGUUAUGUAGAUCGGACGGAGUAUUAGUUCCUGGUGGAUUUGGUAUGAGAGGUUUAGAAGGUAAAAUAUUAGCCGCAAACUGGGCAAGAACGAAUUCAAAACCAUACCUAGGAGUUUGCCUCGGUUUGCAAUGCGCUGUUAUAGAAUUUGCUCGCAAUGUUUUAAAAUGGGAUGAUGCAAAUACAACAGAGGUAAAUCCAAACACAAAUCAUCCAGUUGUUAUUGAAAUGCCAGAACACAAUACUGGAAUGCUUGGUGGAACAAUGAGACUUGGUAAAAGACGUACAAAUUUUACAACUAACAAAUCAAUUGUCAGGAAACUAUAUCAUGACAAAGAAUACGUUGAGGAAAGACAUAGGCAUAGAUAUGAAGUUAAUCCGGAAGUUGUUCAAGAUUUAGAAAAUAGUGGCUUGAAAUUCAUUGGCAGAUCUACUGAUGGAGAAAGAAUGGAAAUUUUAGAAUUGGAAAAUCAUCCUUUUUACAUUGCUGUCCAAUAUCAUCCUGAAUAUAUAUCUCGUCCUCUCAAUCCUUCACCACCGUAUUUAGGCCUACUUCUUGCUUCAUCUGGAAAGUUAGAUAGCUAUUUAAAUUCUGACUGGGAGCCUUCUCCAAGGUCUGGCUGUUAA